This is a messenger RNA of Peromyscus maniculatus bairdii (prairie deer mouse), 1691 nucleotides long. It is a transcript of the gene Eri3, whose product is annotated as ERI1 exoribonuclease family member 3. Gene Ontology annotation, molecular function: 3'-5'-RNA exonuclease activity; nucleic acid binding. NCBI's taxonomy places the organism in Eukaryota, Metazoa, Chordata, Mammalia, Rodentia, Cricetidae. The record is from RefSeq and is a predicted model, not a curated record.
GAGUCGGUGUGUUGUGGACUCGUGGUGCUGGCUGCCGCUGUUGAGGCGGCCUGGAACGGGCUGUGGGGAGCGGGCGGAGCUGGCCCUGCUUCUGCCUGGUCAGCGCCGCAGGCGGCGCGGGCCGUGCCCGCUGCCGUCAACUGCCCCAAGCGCCUGCUGAGGCCGAGGGAGACGUCGGGGCCUGCACCUGGAGAGAGCCUGCCGCGCUGGCCCGGAGGAGGGGGCGUUGCCAUGGCGACAGCCUCUCCGGCAGCUGACGGGGGGCGGGGGCGGCCCUGGGAAGGAGGGCUGGUCUCCUGGCCCCCUGCCCCUCCCCUUACGCUCCCUUGGACCUGGAUGGGCCCGAGCUGGGGGCAACACCCUGGGCAUUGGGGCUUUCCAGCUCUCACAGACCCUUCAGCGACUCCAGCUGCCAGUCUUGGCAUCUUCGAAGUAAGGAGAGUUUUAGAUGCCUCUGGAUGCUCAAUGCUAGCACCUUUACAGACUGGAGCAGCUCGAUUUUCUUCGUAUUUACUUUCAAGAGCAAGAAAAGUGCUGGGCUCCCACUUAUUUUCUCCCUGUGGUGUUCCGGAGUUCUGUUCCAUAUCCACCAGAAAGCUGGCGGCCCACGGCUUUGGCGCAUCAAUGGCGGCAAUGGUGCCCUUCCCUCCCCAGAGGUAUCACUACUUUUUAGUGCUGGACUUUGAGGCCACGUGCGACAAGCCACAGAUUCAUCCUCAGGAAAUCAUUGAAUUUCCCAUCCUGAAGUUAAAUGGCCGGACUAUGGAAAUCGAGUCUACCUUUCACAUGUAUGUCCAGCCUGUAGUCCACCCACAGCUUACCCCCUUCUGUACAGAGCUCACCGGGAUUAUUCAAGCCAUGGUGGAUGGCCAGCCAAGGCUGCAGCAAGUGCUGGAGAGGGUCGAUGAGUGGAUGGCGAAGGAAGGCCUCUUAGAUCCCAACGUCAAGUCGAUUUUUGUCACCUGCGGAGACUGGGACUUGAAAGUCAUGCUUCCAGGCCAGUGCCAUUAUUUAGGCUUGCCAGUGGCGGAUUACUUCAAGCAGUGGAUUAAUCUGAAAAAGGCUUACAGCUUCGCCAUGGGCUGCUGGCCCAAGAAUGGACUACUAGACAUGAACAAGGGUCUCAGCCUGCAACACAUAGGCCGGCCCCACAGCGGCAUUGAUGACUGCAAGAACAUUGCCAACAUCAUGAAGACAUUGGCAUACCGAGGCUUCAUCUUCAAGCAGACAUCAAAGCCCUUCUGAUUGGCAGAGGACGGGAUGGGGCAUGACAGGGUAGCUGCUUGGCCCAAACCAGAAUCCUCUCCCUCACCAGAGGGGAAAGGGAGAGUGGCACAGCUCUGCGCCCAGAGUGUCCCCCAGCUGCCCUGUGGGCUUGCGCCCUGGGGGAGGGCUUGGCCACUUGGCCCCUCUGGAGCAGACACUUUGUGCCCCACCCCCUCCCACUCCUCAGUCUCAGCCCAGUAUUAGCCCCUGCCAUUACGGGCCUGGGCUAGGGGGAACCCAGGUACUCACUGCCUUCUCCCUUGUACACAGGCUUCUGCUGGGACCACCAAGUCCCCCCUGUGCCCCCUCUCAUCCAUAGUGCAUGGUGUGUGGUGCCCCCGGGCUCCAGGACAGAACAGGCCCCACCUUGUGUCCACCCCCAUCCCUGCUGUGAACGUGCCACUGAAUAAAGUCGGGGAAACGAG